Molecule: messenger RNA, 144 nt
Organism: Entrophospora sp. SA101
Lineage: Eukaryota; Fungi; Glomeromycota; Glomeromycetes; Entrophosporales; Entrophosporaceae
Source: the annotation of a GenBank genome assembly
AUGCCACUCAUAAAACAUUCUCUCACUGAAUAUAUCACAGAACAAUAUACUGAACAUGAACAAGAGAAAAUUCUUUUUCCUGGAAAUGAAAAUAAUCAAUAUAAUGGUAGUCCUGAACUUGAUUCUUCAUCUUCAAUAUCUUGA